AUGUCGUCGGACGCAAAACACGAGGCGCUCCAGCCUAUCCACCCGUCAAUGGUUGGCAAGUUGGACCCCGUCUUCGAGAAGCUGUACAACGACAAUGUCGCCAGCACGCCACUGCGUCCAAUUGACCUCUCGGUCCUUCGAUCGAAAUACUCUGUUCUCUACUCCUACGGCACCGGUCCCGCGCCCGAUGUUGCCAAGACGUUCGACACCGAGAUCACCACCCAUGAGGGCAUCCCGCUCAAAGUGCGCGUCUACCAGCCGGAGGGGCCUGGUCCUUGGCCUGUGCAUAUCGACUAUCACGGCGGUGGCUGGGGUCUCGGCGAUUUAGAUACAGAGAGCCAUAUCUGCAAGCACAUUUGCAACAAGGCUGGUGUUGUGGUCAUUGACGUCGCCUACCGCCUCGUUCCAGAGCAUGCGUUCCCUUGUGGAGUUACGGACAGUUUCGCGGCGUUGAAAUAUAUCUACGAGAAGGGCGCCCAGGAGUUCAACAUUAUUCCGGGAAGUAUCUCCGUAGGCGGCGUGUCCGCUGGUGGAUUCAUUGGUCUUGCGCUGGGUCAUAUGGCUCGCGAUGCAGGCAUCCCGCUCAAGCUCAUCGCAGUGGGAACUCCGGUGAUUGACGAUCUAAGCCAAUACUCCAGCGCGGCCGAUUCACCAUUCCCAUCCAUGCAGGAGAACGAGCACGCGCCGACGCUCAAUUGGGGGAGGCUCGCCUGGUUCGACAAGCUAAAGUGGAGUUCUCUCGGCGCGACGGCGGAAGAGAUCGCAGAGAAGCGCAAGCAAGUUCCCGAAUUCUACGCAAACCUGUUCAAAGCGGACAGGUUCGACGGUCUCCCCAAGACGGUCAUCUAUACAGCGGGCGCAGAUCCUCUGAGGGACGAGGGCGAGGCGUACGGAAGGAAGCUGAUUGACAAUGGGAUUGAGGUGACGAUGAAGCGAUUCCCAGGCGUACCGCACCCGUUUAUGCACAUGGAUAAGGACCUGUGGCAGGCGAGCGAGUUUAUCGAUCAGAUUGCAAGGGAGAUUCGGGUGGUAUUGCAUGAUAAAUAG
Messenger RNA from Ilyonectria robusta, 1047 nucleotides. Its product is annotated as Alpha/Beta hydrolase protein. NCBI's taxonomy places the organism in Eukaryota, Fungi, Ascomycota, Sordariomycetes, Hypocreales, Nectriaceae. Gene Ontology annotation, molecular function: hydrolase activity. Bases 1 to 1047 code for a protein of 348 amino acids. The record is from RefSeq and is a predicted model, not a curated record. The transcript has a single exon.